Molecule: messenger RNA, 495 nt
Organism: Cucurbita pepo subsp. pepo (vegetable marrow)
Lineage: Eukaryota; Viridiplantae; Streptophyta; Magnoliopsida; Cucurbitales; Cucurbitaceae
Source: RefSeq, a predicted model, not a curated record
AUGAAGCAUCAACACAACAACCUCUCAAACUCACCUGCAAUCCAAGAAACCCCACCAAGAAUCUUCCCAUGUCUAUUCUGUUCAAGAAAGUUCCAUACCUCUCAAGCUUUAGGAGGCCAUCAAAAUGCCCACAAGAAAGAAAGAACCGCCGCCCGAAAGGCCAAGCGGAUAUCCGAUUACGCACCGUCCGAGUCCCCAUCGCCCUCCUCCUCCUCCUCCUCCUCCUCGGUCUUUGCAGCUACCCACCACCAAACGCAUCAUCCAGGGCCAUACCCACAUCCAAUGUACAUUGCUAAUGCUGCUAAUCUUCAUUGCUUCCCCAAUAAUCCACCUUUGUUCUAUGAACACAUCGGGUACUAUGCUGGGGUUUGUUCAAGCAAUAGAUAUCAUCAUCAAUAUGGGGUUGAAGAUGAACAAAAGGCGUUGAAUUGGCAGAGAAACAUUAAGAAUGAUAACAAAAAACAACAAAAACUUGAUCUUUCCCUUCAUUUAUAG